Manduca sexta (tobacco hornworm) is the source of this 4433-nucleotide messenger RNA. Its product is annotated as xanthine dehydrogenase 1. Lineage: Eukaryota; Metazoa; Arthropoda; Insecta; Lepidoptera; Sphingidae. Bases 511 to 4311 code for a protein of 1266 amino acids. Gene Ontology annotation, molecular function: 2 iron, 2 sulfur cluster binding; iron ion binding; FAD binding. The transcript has 17 exons. The record is from RefSeq and is a predicted model, not a curated record.
AAGAGGUCGCUGGAUGCAGCCCGCUUCCAAUAAGUCGACAUGGAAAUCUUAGGGAGAGGCCCCUUGUUCAGCAGUGGACAUCCUGCGCCUGAUGAUAAUGAUAAUGAUAUGAAAAAUAGCACUUCAGGCUGUGAAACAACGGCAUUUCCCUGUGAUUCGAUGUUACCCCACGCUUCCUACUAAGGUUAUAUAUUUGAGCGAAUUUAAAGACGUGUUAAAUGUAUUUAACGGACAGACGUACAGAUGGAAGCUUGAUACUUCCAGACUCUUUUGUCAUGUAAAGUUAAAAAUAUCGUUAUGUAUAUAAAUUAAUAUGCAAGGUAGUUUUGCAGUCGUUAUUACUGCGUGUUGGGAGAUAGAUGUAUGGUGUCAUACAUAAAAAAAUAACUGCGUAAUAUAUUAUUAAAAUAAAAAUCUCCUUUUCAAAUUGAGCAAGUUCCAUAUACUUUUAAGAUUUUAUUAUCUAGAUUUUUAAAUAUCAAAUUUAAUUUACUACAAAUCAAGAAGAACAUGACGACCACUACUAAAGAUACAGUGAAGUUCAAAGUAAACGGCAUUGAAUGCGAAGUGGGAAGUGAAAUCAGUUCGCAAACAAAAUUAAUAGAUUACAUUAGAAAAACUUUGAACCUGUCUGGUACUAAGUACAUGUGCCGUGAAGCGGGCUGCGGCGCUUGUAUUGUCUCAGCAUCGAAAGGCCCUGGCGAGCCUGGACAAGCUGUGAAUUCUUGUCUUGUCUCUGUUACAUCUUGCCAAGACUGGGAGAUCACAACUAUCGAAGGUCUGGGAAAUAGAAAGACGGGAUAUCAUGUCCUCCAAGAAACUUUGGCUGAAAACAACGCCACACAGUGUGGUCAUUGUACACCUGGAUGGAUCAUGUCUAUGUACAGCCUCCUUCAAAGAAAAACUCUACCUACAAUGCGGGAAAUAGAACAGUCUUUUGCAAGCAACGUCUGCAGAUGCACCGGCUAUCGACCAAUAUUUAAGGCAUUAAAAAAAUUUGCCUCUGAUAGUCCACAAAAUGACCUCCCAAACAUUAAAGAGUUGUAUGGAUGCCAACAAAGUGGUGUUGCAUGUAAUAAAAAAUGUUCCGAUGAUUGGUGUCUCCUUUCCAAAGACGCAUUAGAGAAGACGAUUGUGAAAAUAAACUUACAAGACAACAGAACUUGGUAUAAAGUUUCUGAAAUUGAUGAUGUUUUUGAUAUAUUGGAUGUAGAAGGCGAUGAUUCAUAUAUGUUCGUGGCGGGGAACUCUGCCAGAGUACCAUACCCAAUACAACAAUAUCCCAGAGUGCUGAUAGAUGUAACUGGUAUUGACGAACUGAAGAACUGUGAGAUUGAUCAAAACCUGAUCAUUGGAGCAGGAACCACGCUAACUAAUCUCUUGGACGUGUUCGAAGAGAUAUCUAAAGAAGGCGAUUUCUGGUAUCUACAUACACUACGGGAACACGUACAGAAAGUAGCUCAUAUCUCUGUAAGAAACUUGGCAACAUUAGCUGGUAACCUCAUGAUUAAAUAUCAACAUAGAGAUUUUCCUUCAGACUUAUUUCUUCUAUUGGAGUGCAUUGGAGCUCAGCUUUCUAUAUAUUCCCGAUCAGACGAUGGUUCACGAAAAGUGGACACAGUAACGAUGCAAGAGUUUCUCGAUAUAGACAUGACGGGAAAAAUAAUUGUAAAUGCUUUACUGCCACCGUUGAGUAAUGAGUACAAGAUCGCGACUUUUAAGAUUAUGCCGCGUGCGCAGGGCACCCAUGCUAUUGUCAAUGCAGGGUUUCUGUAUCAGUUAACUGACGACUACAUAGUGACGAGAUGCAGGAUCGUAUACGGAGGUCUGUCGAACCAGUUCAUAAGAGCAAGGAACACUGAGAACUUCCUGGUAGGGAAGCACCUGUUCACAAACGACACGCUGCAGAACGCGCUGAAAGUCCUGGAUAAUGAGCUGGUGAUCACUAGCGAUCCACUGAGCGCUUCGGUGGAGUUCAGGAGAAAGUUGACUUUGGCUUUGUAUUAUAAGGGUUUGUUAACAAUUUGUCCUGAAGACAAGAUUCAGCAACAAUAUCGGUCUGGAGCCAUAAAAGUCCACAGCACAAGGCCUGUGUCAUCAACCACUCAAGUUUUCAAGACAGAUGCCUCUCUUUGGCCACUUAACCAACCAGUAAACAAAGUCGAGGCUUUGUUGCAAUGUGCUGGAGAAGCAGUAUAUACGGAAGAUCUGCCGCGCCUGCCCAAUGAGAUGUCAGCUUUCUUCGUUCUCACUGAUGUGCCUACUGGAGAAAUCGUGUCCAUUGAUGCGAGCAAGGCAUUGGCAUAUGAAGGAGUAAUAGCGUUCUAUUCAGCGAAACAUAUACCAGGUCUAAAUUCCUUUACACCAGCGGACGAUAAUUUCGGUCAUAGUAAUGAAGAAGUAUUUUGCGAUGGAACAGUUAAGUACCAUGGUCAACCACUAGGAAUCGUAGUAGCUGAAUCAUACGGAGCAGCCAGCGCAGCUGCAGGGCUGGUUGACGUUACGUACAAAAAUGUUAAAACACCAGUACUAACGAUUGAAGAAGCCAGAAAAGAUUCCUCGAGGGUUACAUUGCACUUCUCGGCGGCUGCGACAAGUAAAGGUGAUAACGUUGUAAAGGUAAUUAAAAGUGGUACCUCAAUAUUCACCCAGUACCAUUUUCCAAUGGAAAAUAUGAGUUGCCUCGCUCAGCCCUCAGAGGAAGGACUCAAGGUCCACGCAACAGCGCAAUGGUUGGAUGCAACGCAGUUGAUGAUAUCCCGGGCACUCAACAUACAACAAAACAAAGUCGAUGUGCACCUACGACGUCUAGGAGGAUCCUAUGGUCAGAAGAUAACUCGUACCAUCCAGAGUGCAGUUGCGUGCAGUCUCGCUGCAUUUUUAUUGAACAGGCCGUGUCGAUUGAUAAUGCCUAUGCAAGUUACAACUAAAGCGGCGGGGAAAAGAUUCCCUUGUCAAACAGAAUAUGAGGUCGGGGUUGACGAUAGUGGAAAGAUCCAGUACAUGAAUUAUGAUUUGUACGAUGAUAAUGGCUAUUUGAUUAAUGAGCUCAUCAUCGAACUUGUAUCGGGUGCCUAUAACAACUGCUACGACAAGUCUACAUGGAACUUUAGAUCUUUUAAUGUUACUACUGAUACACACAAGAACUCUUGGUUUAGGAGCCCUGGUAACCUAGAGGCUACUUAUAAUGCAGAAUUAAUCAUGGAACAAAUCGCAUGUGAACUUGGUUUAGAUCCUCUAGACGUAAGGCUAGUUAAUAUCGCAGACAAAUACGCGGAGAUCAAGGAAAUGAUUGAACACGUCAGAAAGAACUCGAACUACGACGAAAGACGUAAGGCGGUGGACAAAUUCAAUUCCGAAAAUCGGUGGCUUAAACGGGGUUUGCGAUUCUCUACCAUAAGAUGGUCACCAAUACCUGUCGGUAAUACAGCAGUAAACAUGUCAGUCUAUCACGGCGAUGGAUCAAUUUCUCUCACACAUGGUGGUAUCGAAGUGGGGCAAGGUUUGAAUACAAAAGCAAUUCAAAUAUGUGCUUACCUACUUAAUAUUCCGAUGGAUAAAAUACAAGUGAAAGAGAACAAUACUACAAUAGGCCCAAACGUUUACGCCACUGGCGCUAGUUUGGGAUCACAAAACGUUAAUAUAGGAGUGACACAAUGCUGCGAAGAGUUAUUAAAAAGACUAGAGCCUAUACGGCAGAAGCUGACAAAUCCGACGUGGGAAGAAUUGAUAAAGACGGCUCAUGAAAAUAAUGUAAACUUACAAACUACAGGAUUUUUAGGCAUUCCUGAUAUAAAGAAAUUUGCUUAUGAUAUAUAUGGAGUGGUGGUGGCUGAAGUAGAAGUAGAUGUCCUGACCGGAGAGUUUGAGGUUAUCAGAGUCGAUUUGGAGGAAGAUGUUGGGUUAAGUACAAGCCCCUUUAUUGAUAUUGGACAAAUUGAAGGUGGAUUUCUUAUAGCACAAGGAUACUGGACUUGUGAAGAGAUAAUACGAGACAAAACUACAGGCGAAAUGCUAACCAACCGCCCGUGGAAUUACUACGUUCCGCUAGGAACUGAUAUUCCACAAGAUUUUAGAGUUUAUUUCAGAGAAAAUUCCUACAGCUUUAAAGAACUUUUCGGAGCUAAAGUGACUGGUGAACCACCGCUGUGUAUGGCUGGUGUGAUCCCCUUUGCCAUCAGAGAAGCCAUCACAUCUGCGAGGGUUAACUCUGGAAUUCCUGCAACCGAAUGGUUCCCUGUCAAUGGGCCCUACACCGUGGAAAAAAUUGGUCUCGCGAUGGCGAACAAACAAGAAGAUUUCAAGUUUUAGAUAUAAUUAACAACCAUCAUGUGGUAUUGGGAAUAUAAUAUAAUUAAUUUCAAGUCUAAAAAAAUAUUUGAUUUAUUAGCUGGGUUGAGUUUACGAAUAAAGACUAUCGCUACGGGUCGAAA